Dentiscutata heterogama is the source of this 391-nucleotide messenger RNA. Lineage: Eukaryota; Fungi; Glomeromycota; Glomeromycetes; Diversisporales; Gigasporaceae. The record is from the annotation of a GenBank genome assembly.
GGUACAAGUCGAUGGCAAGCUCAAACAAAUUUACGUUAGCAGUCAAGAGCUUAUUGUCGGUGUAAAUGAUAAUAAUGAAAUAUAUCAAUAUGUUAAUAAUACUUGGCAUAUUUUAGAUGGCUCACUCAAAUAUGUUGCAAUUUCUAUUGAUGGAAUUUUAUGGGGCAUUGAUAAUAGUAACAAUAUUUAUACACGUCAAGAUAAUUUGAUUAAUCAAACAUAUUCAAACAAUAAUUCACAAACCACAUCUAAUAAUGUGAUUAAUGACCCGCAAGACCACUUGAACGUAAUUAUAGGGCUAUCCGUGGGAUUAGGUCUAUCAAUUAUUAUCUUUACUAUUGCAAUUGUUAUUAUUGUUCGACGUUACAAAAUAGUACUUAGAAUCGCCUAG